Drosophila ananassae is the source of this 1065-nucleotide messenger RNA. RefSeq lists its product as uncharacterized. The transcript is spliced from 2 exons. The coding region runs from base 60 to 902 and encodes 280 amino acids. Lineage: Eukaryota; Metazoa; Arthropoda; Insecta; Diptera; Drosophilidae. The record is from RefSeq and is a predicted model, not a curated record.
AAAAAGGAUGAACCUGCUUGAGGGCCGAUCAGUUGACUGUCUAACCUCAAACAAAGAAGAUGAAACGGUGUCAGUUUCAAGUGCUUUUGCUCCUGCUCCUGGUGGUCCACGAAGGAUUCGCUGUUCCAGCUCUGGACAGUUCCCCCUCAGCUGCCACGCCUAAUACCAUCGAGGAGUCGGAUAAGUUGCCCGAAGGAAGUGGUGAAGCCGCGACCAACGAUGCUGCUCUCACCAGUACCAAGGAUAAAGUUAUCCAAGAACCGGAAUCCUCGGAGGCAUCCACGCCUGAUAAUGUGGCCAGUGGCAGUAGCAUCGACCCCACCACUAUCUAUGCCGGCGGUGUCCUUACGCCGGAGGUGUUCCAGCAGUAUCUGACCCAGUACGGCGCCUAUCCGCCAUUUGUGGGCGCCUACCCGGCCCCCGUAGGCGCUGCAGCUCCUGGCAUUUAUCCCUACCCGGGUCCCAUUGUCGUCCAGACCGGCUACGAGGGAUUCCUGGUGCCCGCCAAUGCCGUGGGGCAGUCCGAUACCACCACCGUGGUGGCAUCCGCCGACACUUCUUCCUCUCCCAAUCCCCUUUUGGCCUUUGCCUCUAAGUUUCUUCCUUCAAUUCUGAUGUCCUCGCUCUUCCGCAUAGUCGCCGUUGUCCUGUCCACUAUUGGAAUCAUCCUGUUUGGCAGUUCCAUCGCCAGUGCCUUGUGCCGAGUAACGCCCAUCUGUGAUAUUCCCGCCCAGGCUGUCAAUAUCCUGCGAACCGGUGGCGCCCAGGAUGUGGGUCGAAUGCUGGCCGAAGAAAUCACGCCGGAACGAGUGCGACGUGCCAGCGUUUUUGUCCAGAACGCCAUCAAGAAGUACCAGCAACUGCAGAAGCUAGUGGACGCAUCCGAGGUGUCCACCACCUAGGCGAUGGUGAACUGGGAUUUAGUUUUAGUGUCGGCUCGUAAACUAAGUGGAAUGCAAAACAAUACCUUUAAUGACGCCAUAAAACCGAUUUCACUUUUUUCUGUCACAGGGGUAGCUAUAAUAGUUUGUAAGAAGAAUAAAAUAAAAAACACUAAACUUAAAA